Echinostoma caproni is the source of this 1335-nucleotide messenger RNA. The record is from the annotation of a GenBank genome assembly. Lineage: Eukaryota; Metazoa; Platyhelminthes; Trematoda; Plagiorchiida; Echinostomatidae.
GUUUUAAAUAAUGCUAGGAGUUUAUCCAGACACUUGUCUACCGCCGUGAAUAAUCCAGUAAAAUUUGAUUUUACUAUCAUUGGAGGAGGAAUUGUUGGUCUGGCAACUGCACGGGAACUUCAGUUGCGGUACCCCAAAUUUAGAUUCGUUUUGUUAGAAAAAGAGAAGGAAUUAAGCAUACAUCAGUCGAAAAACAAUAGUGGAGUGAUACACACCGGAAUAUACUAUCCCCCCGGUUCAUUAAAAGCAAAAUUGUGUGUUGAGGGUUUGAAACGUUCAUACGAAUAUUUCAAUCAGAAUCAUGUGCCGUAUAAAAAGUGUGGAAAAUUAAUUGUUGCAACUAAUGAUAUUGAUGUCGCGCGGAUGGAAAACCUUUUCGAGAGAGCCAAGGCGAACAAAGUUCCAGGAGUAACAAUUUUGACACCUCGUGAGAUUCGUGAAGUGGAACCUCUUUGUGGAGGCGUCAAGGCCAUUUAUUCUCCUGAAACUGGCAUAGUUGAUUGGCGUACAGUGGCACUCGCUUUUUCUGAAGAUUUUAGGAAUCAUGGAGGAGCUAUCUUUACCGGGUUUCAAGUGGAUGAUAUAACUGAAUCAUCAUCUGAUGUCCAAUUCCCUGUAAGCGUUCAUACGCGUCACAAAAAGAAUCAAAAGUUACCGGACACUAUACAAACAAAAUAUCUCAUAACAUGUGCAGGAUUACAAUCCGAUCGGAUUGCAAGGAUGACAGGAUGUUCAUCUGAUCCCAAAAUCGUUCCAUUUAGAGGCGAUUACCUAAAACUGAGAGAUGAUAAAAGUAAUAUGGUGAAGACGAACAUUUACCCCGUACCCGACCCGCGAUUUCCUUUCUUGGGAGUACAUUUUACUCCAAGAAUGGAUGGAUCAGUUUGGCUCGGACCAAACGCUAUUUUGGCUCUCGAUCGUGAAGGAUAUGGAUUAUUUGAUUUCAGAUUGAAGGAUGCACUGGACUCAUUGUUUUAUCCAGGAUUUUGGAAACUCGCAACCAGAUACACAGCAUUCGGAAUAAAUGAAAUCAUAAGCAAUAUUUUUAUCAGAAGGCAAGUAAAACAGCUUCAGAGAUACGUCCCAUCGUUAAAAAGAGAAGAUGUGGUCAGAGGACCUUCUGGCAUCAGGGCACAGGCACUGAAUAGCGCCGGACAACUAGUUGAAGAUUUCGUCAUCGAUGUCGAUAAAAAGGGUGUUGGAAAGCAUGUCAUGCACGUUCGAAACGCACCUUCUCCUGCAGCAACGUCUUCGAUGGCUAUAGCGUGUCAUAUAGCCAAUGAGGCGCGUGUACAUUUUGAUCUUCCUGAACCGGCAGUAAGGGGUUACGUUUAA